Panicum virgatum (switchgrass) is the source of this 856-nucleotide messenger RNA. RefSeq names its product non-specific lipid transfer protein GPI-anchored 5-like. Gene Ontology annotation, molecular function: lipid binding. The coding region runs from base 122 to 667 and encodes 181 amino acids. The record is from RefSeq and is a predicted model, not a curated record. The transcript has 3 exons. Lineage: Eukaryota; Viridiplantae; Streptophyta; Magnoliopsida; Poales; Poaceae. Gene Ontology annotation, biological process: lipid transport.
CAUAAGCACACAGAGAUCAGUAACCAAGCAAUCAGCGGUUCUCACCACCAAAUUCAAGAACUCAGGAGGCAUCUGUCUCCUCUGCUCUCGCGUUAGCGAAGCCAGCACCCAGCAGAGAAGCAUGAUGGCGGCAAGAGCAGGAGCGUUGGCGGUGGCGUGCCUCGUGGCUGCCGUGGCGGCGGCGCUGCUGGCCUCGCCGGCGUCGGCGCAAUCGGGGUCGUGCACGACCACGCUGAUCAGCCUGUACCCGUGCCUGAACUACAUCAGCGGCAAUGUGUCGACGCCGCCGUCCUCGUGCUGCUCGCAGCUCGCCAGCGUCGUGCAGUCCAAGCCGCAGUGCCUCUGCGCCGCGCUCAGCGGCGACUCGUCGUCCCUCGGCGUCACCAUCGACAAGAAGCGCGCGCUCGAGCUCCCCAAGGCCUGCAACGUCGAUACCCCGCCGGCGAGCAAGUGCAACUCUGCCGGCGGCGGCAACGCACCGGGCGCCGCGACACCGACCACGCCGUCGGCCGGCGAGCCAGCGACCGCAGGGGCCAGCGGCGGAUCGAAGGCGACGCCGACGGCGCCCUACCUGACAUCUGGCGCCGGCGCGUCGAUCCGGGGGGCGGUGAGCCUGGCGCUCGCAUUCGCAGCUGUCGCCGUCUACGCGGCCUUAGCGACCGUGUGAGCAUCUCGGCGUUCGGAGAUUCACAGCCGUUCAUGAUGUGUUUGUGUCAUUGUUGUAGCGUGAGUUGGUUGAUCAUGGCAUUGAGUUUUGGGCAUCACAGCUGUAAUAUUAUUGGUUGUAUCUGGUUAUUACCACAGUAAAAAAUAUUGUUCGUGGUGAAAUCGCUCGUAAGUUAAUGUUCUAGAUGCA